Rhinocladiella mackenziei CBS 650.93 is the source of this 3705-nucleotide messenger RNA. RefSeq lists its product as uncharacterized. The transcript has a single exon. NCBI's taxonomy places the organism in Eukaryota, Fungi, Ascomycota, Eurotiomycetes, Chaetothyriales, Herpotrichiellaceae. The record is from RefSeq and is a predicted model, not a curated record. Gene Ontology annotation, molecular function: protein binding. The coding region runs from base 1 to 3705 and encodes 1234 amino acids.
AUGGACGGUGUUUCCGUCGCCAGCGGGGUGGCUGGUCUCAUAACCCUGGCCUUGCAAGUCAGUGGCACCAUAGCAAUAUAUGUCAACUCCAUCAAGGAGCGAUCAAAGAACAUCCAGGAGCUACAUGAUGAAUUGCUGUUGCUGGGCGAAGUCCUGAGCGGAUUACGCGAUUUCCUUGACAGUGAAAAGGCUAGAGGACGCUCUUUCGAUUCCAACUCGGUGUUGCAGAAAGCCCUCAGGGACUGUCGAGAUCGCAUAGAGCGCAUUGGCGACAGGCUAAAGCCUUCAGAUGGUGGAAAAGCGGCCAGGGCCCUGGACAAGCUAAGAUGGCCAUUCGAACAAAGAGAAGUCAUGCAGAUGGUCGAAAAUCUACGACGCUACGGUCAGACCUUCCAGUUCGCCUUCACGAUCGAGGGCUGCGCUCUGUUGUCCCAGACAUCCGAUGAUGCCACAAAGGGCUUGCAGGAAAUGCUUCAAGUAUCGAGGAAAAUCAGUGAAUUAUCCGCCCAGAUGGGUCUUUCCACCGAAGAGUCGUCGAAGCGUACCGCCCAGCUCGAGCAAAUUAUGGCCCUGGUGCCAAUGCUUGCAAGAACGGCUGCUGAUGUCAGUGAACUGUCUCAAGCUUCUCGACUCGCCGAGCUCCGCGAGCAAGAAAGGCGGACCACCGAUAUUCUGGAUUGGCUGGCCCCCGUUUCCUCCCUGCACAAACAUCGCGAUUUGCAGCUCAGGCGGGCGGAAGGAACGGGGCGGUGGUUUCUUGAACAUCGAGACUUCUUAGCGUGGGCUGAGGAUGAGACUGGUGAACAUGACCUUCUCUGCGUUGGAGGGCCCGGUGCUGGGAAAUCCGUCCUAUGCUCUCUUAUCAUCGAUCACCUGCGUGCCACUUUCAAAGAUCGAGAAGUUGCCGUGGCCUAUUAUUACUACGACUAUUCAGAACAGCAAUCACAGAGCCCAUCUCAUUUUGCCGGAUCACUUCUACGCCAGUUAAGCUCUUCUGGCGAUAUGGUGCCCUCCGCUGUGGCUGAAUUUUAUCAACGAACCAGAAACGACGUCAAAGACCAGACCUGGUUUAACGACUUGCGUACGAUCCUACGCCGUGUCGCUGCGACAUAUUCUCGAUGCUACAUUAUAGUCGACGCUCUCGACGAAGCCGACGGUCAGAGCCGACGGUCAGGUUUCUUCGACGUACUCGACGCCGUCAGAAAUUCUUCAGGAAGCGUGGUGAAAGUUUUGGUCACGUCCAGACCUCAUGUGGUUAGCAAUGGAGGCCGAUUCCACAACGCCCGCACCAUCGAUAUUCUUGCGGAUCCCCGAGACCUCCGCCAGUUCCUUACUAAAGCGAUCCAGGACCACCCGGACUCAGAGUACACAAUGGAUGAUGAACUACGAGGACAGAUACUCAAUACGUUAUGUGAUAAUGCGAACGGCAUGUUUUUACUUCCCGCCCUUCAAAUCCGCACGAUCCUCGAUCAGAUUACCAAAGCGGAUGUAAAGAAGACAUUGCAACAUCUUUCGACGAAUUUGACCGAGGCGUUUCAAUCGACGAUCCAAAGAAUUUCUAAUUUAUCCGCUACACGACGAGAACUCGCCUUCAGAACGUUGAUGUGGAUAUCUCAUGCGAGGAGGCCUCUAACCGUAUCAGAAUUACAACAUGCCUUGGCAUUGCGAAUCGAUGAUAAUGACAUCGAUAGGGAUAACUUUCCUUCCGUUCGGACUCUUGUCGACUGCUGUUGUGGACUGGUUGAAGUGGACCGAGAGAGCUCCAUCAUACGCCUGGUGCACCACUCCCUCGAAGAAUAUUUACGACACCAAGACCAUGGCCUCUUCAUAAAUGCCAACCUCAUAAUGACCCAAACCUGUCUCAGGUAUCUCAUGCUGGAGUCGGUAAAACUCAUGGCCUUCAAGAGCCGCACCGAUUUUGCAUCAGCGAUUGAAGAUUUCCCAUUCCUGGAGUAUGCAGCUCUUCAAUGGGGUCAUCAUGCCUACGGAGUACCAGCAGAAGACAUAAAAGAUUUGGCACUCCCAUUGCUCUCUGACAGCCUGUCUCUGAUCACCAUUGCCAGAACCCGAGACUUUCGGGCAUUUGACUUUCGAAAGUGGAAAGCAAAGGUGUGGGCUUGGGCAUACUCGAGUGGAGCUGGAAUCUCUGUGACGGCAGCAUUCGGACUUAAGGGGCUGCUCCAGCUGCUGGUCGCCCAGAAUGGACGAAGCCUCCGACUCGAUGCUCGAAACAUGUAUGGAAACACUCCCCUCCAUGAGGCGGCCCUCUACGGACAUGAAAGCGUGGCUGAGUUGUUGAUUGAGAAAGGGGCGGAUGUCCUAGAUACGAACUAUGGAAGUGCCACUCCAUUAUUCCUUGCGGUUUCGUAUCGCCAGCUCUCCAUGGUCAGAUUGCUUCUCAAGCAUGGGCGAGCGCAAUUGGACUCUCGUGGUCCAAGAGGAUUCACCGCUUUACAUAAGGCUGCAGAGCAAGGCGAUCAAGAAGUGGUCACGACACUGCUACAAGCCGGAGCCUUGGUUGCCGCACAUGACAAUCAAGGAGACACCGCUUUACACCUUGCCGCGCGUCGGGGCUAUCUCUCCAUUGCGAAAUUGCUCGUGCUCGCGGGCGCCUUUGUCCAUAUCAAAGACAGAGAUGGUCUUUAUCCUCUCGACUAUGCUGCAACGGGUGGGCAUACAGAACUUGUUGAAUAUCUCCUCGAAAAUGGUGGCCGCGUUACCCAGACUGGAAGAGGGUUUUGGACUCCACUUCACCACGCAGCAAGAGGAGGGCAUAGCAAAACGGUCUCCUACAUCCUUGACCGAGGAGCGGACAUGCUCGCCGUCGACUCCAAAGGAAACACCCCUUUGCACCUUGCGGUCCGAUCUGGGAGCAUGGACACCGCCAAAAUCUUGUUAGAGCACAAACCAGAACUAAAGCGCGAGCAACUUUUCGCCCGAGACCGCAAGGGUUCGACCCCUCGGGUUGUCGCUUUCUACACAGCUCAUUACGAUAUUCACAAGUAUCUUAGAGCCGCGGAAUGGGAAGUGCUGGGCACGAAACCUAGCAAUGCGAAUAUACUUACCCAUGUGAUUGAGAAAGGCGACCUGGAGGCGGUUCGCGAGCAUCUUGAUACGCAUCCCGAAGCGCUCACGACCCUAGACGAAGAUGGGCAACCACCUCUGCACGUCGCUUUGCAGGAAGGACAGAAGGAGAUCGUCGAACUACUCAUGGCGCGUGGUGCCUCGAUCGAGAUGAUGGGAUACCAUGGCUGGCGACCUUUGCACAUUGCCGCGUCGCUGGGGAAUCUCGAACUCGUCGAUUUAUGUCUUGCCUGCAACGCUGACCUGAAAACAAGAUCACAUACGAGCCAAACGGCCCUCCACAAAGCAGUCUCCAGCCACUCGAUUCCCGUUGUGCGGCGACUCAUCGAAAAAGGCGCCGACCCGUCGGAAACUAACGACCGCGGCAUGACGCCGCUGCACAUCGCCGCGCAUCAGAACGACAUCCAGAUCGUCAGGAUGCUGGUGCUCGAGUAUGGCGUCGACACUCUAGCCCGAGAUCGUCAGGGACUCACUCCUGCGAUGUGGGCUGAAAGGUCCGCCCACCUUGAGGUCCUGGCUUUUCUGCGUGUCGAGAUGAAGAAGGCCAAGAUGGCGAGGAAAGCGGGCUUGGAUGUUCAGGAUAUCACUUACGACUUGAGCGACGUGGACCUUGAGGAUUGA